UCCAUUUUCUUUAGACUAAUGUACUCCGCCUUGAAACCCGGCAGUGCCGACACACAACUAUUAUUUUCUCUUAUUUUAUUUCUGACGCAUUUCCCCCCAAAGAAAACAAAAAGUGAACGAUCUUUUCAGAAAGUGAAAUUUGGCUUGAAUUGAGGAAAAUUCGACGCCACGCUUCAGCUGUAAUUGUCAGGAACAGCGCCAAAGGACGUGCUAGAAAAUCCAACAGAAGUAUCACACCACAGUUUCUUUAGGAACUACCAUCAAUGCUUGCCUUUCAUAACCGCGGUAACCUGGGGACUAAAGCAUACUACCAAGAUGGCGGCUGUUUUAAUGUUUUCAAACUUCUUGGCUUAGAAUUGAUUGAUCAAGUCGUCGAGUUUCUUUUGCAAAAGUAACGCCAGCACAAUGUAUCAUCCAUCAAGAGGCGGAGUUCGCGGUGGACAAGAUCAGUUUGAUUGGGAAGAUGUAAAGCUCGACAAGCACCGAGAAAGUUACUUGGGUCAUUCGGUUAAGGCUCCUGUAGGAAGGUGGCAAAAGGGAAAAGAUCUACACUGGUAUACAAAAAGUGGUAAAGGAAACUCAGGAAUGUCAAAGCAAGAGGAAAAAGAUGCAGUUAAGAGAAUGGAAGCUGAAGCACUUGCAAUAGCACUAGGGAGAGGACCAAGCAAGAAAGUAGCAAGUGGUGUUUCAAAACAGGAACUGGCUGAAGUAUGUCGCAAGGGUCAAGUGGAACGUGACUCAAUGGACAUUGAAAGGGUUCAAGGCAUGGGAUUUGGAAGCACAAGAGCUUCUCUUGUAGCUGGGCUGUCUGCACCCAUGAAGGAGACACUGAGUGCCACAGGAUCACAACAGGAAAGACAUGCAGAUCCUGCAACACCAAGCAAUACAAAGGCAGGAGAAGUUUUAAGGAGCGAAAGAGAAGAAGAUCAUACCAGUGAUAAGAUAAAGAGGAAGAAGGAGAAGAAAGAAAAGAAAUCUAAAAAAGAAAAGAAACACAAAAAGAGGAGGCAUGGUGAGAUAGAAAAGAAAAACAAGAAACACCACACUGAAGAAGCUGAUAAUGAGUAUAAGAAAUCUAAACAUUCAAGGAAAAGAACACAUGAUCAUGAUAAAGUUAAUCAAAGUAAUUCUAAGCGAGAGAGACAUGAUUCAUCAUCGUCAGGUAGUGAUUCAUGUGAUAAAAGAGACAGAUAUUCCAGGAGACGACAUGAUUCAUCAGAUGGAGACAUAUCAAGGACAACUACUGCAAGGCACAGAGACAGAGGAGAAGAAAGGCCAGGACGACGUAGACAAAGGCAUGACACUGAGUAAAACAUAUCCUUCUGAUUUAACUACCAAGCUUUUAUUAGGCUCAGCUAGCUAACCAAUUUAGUAUCAUCUACAGCAUCAAGAAAAACUGCACUAAAACACCCUUCAAUCCUUAUACCAGUAAACAGGGUUCAAAAUAAUUUUUCAGCUUCUAACAUGAAUUUGUAAGCUUUUGGCAAGGCUCAUUUUUUUCUUCCCAGCUGUCAAUAUGGUGUACAUAUAGUAUACUUUAAAUUGCUGAAAUAAUUUCAGUAUCAGAAUCUCUAUUUUGAUCAACAUGUUUUGUUGCAGCAAAUCCUAAUCUAACAAUGGGUAGUGAACACCUCAAUCUUUCAGUGGUUGUACAAGCAUGAAAUAUACAACUUGGUCAAGACAAACUGUCGUGCUUCUCCAUUCACAGCUGUGGGAAAUCUGCACUGUCAAGCAUUGACUUUAAUUUGAAUGUAUGAGAAGACUUUACAAACUACAUUAAACAGGAUUUGGCAGAAAAUAAACCUUGAUAAUAGGUAGUAUGUACAUGCAGAAACAUAAACACGGUAAUGUGACGGUGUGCACACAAACUUGCAUGUUACACGUUUGAACAAAUAGGUAGAAAGCUGAAUACUGUAAACAAAAAUACUACCUGUAGCACGCUUUAAAUUUUGAAAGUUAAACCCUGACCAGAACAUAUUUUCUCCCUACUGUUCUCUAAACCUUUUUUUAUGUCUAAGAAUCAAGAAUUUUUCCGGUUGGUGAUCAUUUCCUUUAUUCCCAUGACCCUAAAGUUUGUUUUAGGGGUGAUACUGAUGAGAGAAAUUAGUUGCUAAUCACUCUUAAGGGUUAAAGGGUUAAUGUGUGAUACAGAGGUGAUAUGGAAGAGACAAAUCAGAUGCUAGUCACGCAAGGGUCAAAGAGUUGACUGCCCAGGAUGUUUUCUGUCAUCAACAUUGUUCAAUCAGGACCCCCAGACAACCAUGAAAGUUUUUGUUAAGUAACUAAAUUUGCUUUUUCUGAUCUCCAAACAACUGGAAAAGAUUCACUUUUAUAAAAGUGAUCGCCUGGUUUUAAUCCUCCACUGUAAUUGGGUGCAGGUUCCCAUGGUCUUUCUGCAAAUGUUGCAUCUUCUCCUAGCCAGCGCAUGGCAACCACUUUCCUUCCAUCUGGGUCUGUGCUCUGCUUUGCACCAUGUAAGAUUCGAAAGUGGAAUGCUAAGCAAUCUCCAGGCUGUCAAGUAACGUUAAGUAUACAAAGUUAAAAUCAAAACUUUGGCAGACUAGGGUGUUUUUAAAAAAGCAACUCAUGGCUAGAGAUGACUAAGCUAAAGGAUGUUUUUUUGGGACCAAGAUAGACAAUUUUUCUAAAGGAAACUUGUUUUUUAAUUUUUAGGUUAAACUAAAUGUUAAGAAUCUAGUUUAUUAAUUAGUUGCAAGUUAAAAGUGAAUUACUAGGCUGGCAUUUUGGUAACAGUAUUUCUUACACAUAUAAUAUUAUUUUACAUGCAAACAUGAAUUAUGCUCAUCGUGCAUGCAGGUGCAAGAUUAUCAUUAUCAAAUAAAAGGUUACAAAUUGAAGGGUCACUCAGCUUGAGUGCACACUUAAUCUACCUUUCUAGCUCAUGAAAAGUUUAGCAUCUGAAUCAUUAUGCAGUCUCACCUUUCACUUAGCUGUCAUGUGUUAGGUUCACCACAUGAAACAAUUCUUACAACACUUUAUUCUGAAAGUUUUUCAGUACACAUGUAUAUUAAGUGACCUAAAACAAGUUUGAUUUUUACUUCCCUUUGCUCCAGAUUUAUUAAGGUGCCUUACCCCUUAAAAAUAUAAAAUAAAAUUACAAAUCAAACUACCUAAAAAUCACUUUUUCUUUGAGUUUAUACAAUUCAAAAAAACUGCAAUAAUAACCUUAAGGUCCCAGGAAAGCAAAUUGUAUGCAUCUGGAUGGCUGUC
This is a messenger RNA of Pocillopora verrucosa, 3231 nucleotides long. RefSeq names its product multiple myeloma tumor-associated protein 2. NCBI's taxonomy places the organism in Eukaryota, Metazoa, Cnidaria, Anthozoa, Scleractinia, Pocilloporidae. The record is from RefSeq and is a predicted model, not a curated record.